This is a messenger RNA of Darwinula stevensoni, 11892 nucleotides long. The record is from the annotation of a GenBank genome assembly. Lineage: Eukaryota; Metazoa; Arthropoda; Ostracoda; Podocopida; Darwinulidae.
AUGAAGUUGGGGUCGAGUUCCCGGCGCGAGUCGACCGGUGUUUCCGUGAAGCGCGAGGCCAAGUUAUCCUUCGGUGCUGUAUCGGGUGACUCGUCCUCGUCGCAAAAAGCAUCGAUCAUGUCGGUACGGAAGGAAAGAAUCCCUCGGAUCAUGGGGGUCUCCACGGUCGUCAAAAACGCCUCGGAGAUGAGAGAUUCCUCCUCGAGCCAGACGGUCCUCUCUUCGCAAAGUCACCGCAUCAGGGGCAAGGCUACCGUCUCCCUGGCGGCCUCGGUGGGUCAAACCGAGACGAGGCGAUCCAGGUCGGGUCCCGGCGAGGGAUCGCCCUUCAAGCCUGUCGGGUCGAGCAAGGUCGAGGCGGAAGCGAGCGCUCGAUUCCUCCGGGAUGCGGCUGCCUCGCAGCAGGCCUCCAACGCCAGUUACUCCUCUACCGUUGCCGUCUCCAAUUCCGUCGACAGAGGCGGCAGCAGCCAACGAAGUAUCUCUUCUGAUAAAGGGCGACACAGAUGCCCCCACCGACCGGGACCCCGAGGAAACACGUCCCACUUCGCCCAAAGCGAUGAGAAGUGCCUGGUCUCGGAGUCGCAUGAACAACACGGCAAGUACUCCGUCUGGGAGGAGGGGCAGGAGGAGCGCCUCUCCUCCGCCCAAGCCAAAUCCUCGGCCGAGAGGAUGGAACGAACGACACAAGAGACAAGAACCGCCGAGGAUUCGGCAAAGUCGAAAUCCUCGUCCUCGUCGCAGGUCGAGGAGUCGGGGGCGACGCUCACUGCAUCCAGUGAAGCCCACGUCUCCUCGGCCUAUCGGGAGGAACGCUUUACCCAUCGCGCCUCCAGUGCCGAGAGGGUCACGAGGAGUGCCGUGUACAAGAUACAAGAUGGCAAGCUUACCGAUACGGAGACCUCCACAACAAGUGAUAUACAGAGGAAAGAGAUGCAGUCUUCCACAAAGCUGGAAAAAGGUUUCGAUGGGAAAGUCACGGGAUCGGUCCAUUCAGUUGCUAUUGAGGCAAAAUCUUCUAGGAAGGACGACCAGGACGCUAUCACGACGGUCGACAGAAAGGAAGAAACCCUUAAAAUUGACGAGCAGGACCUCCGAGAAAAAAGGAGGAAGUCUUUGGAACACAGAAAAAACUUGAAGGGUCAAAUACUAUUUGACGAUAAGGCAGAGCUGGAGUCGACAACACGGCAUGAUUACACAGCAAAAAUGGUUGAGAAAGAAAGGGUCACUCACACCGAAGACCAUCUUAAAAUGGAUCAUAUAUCGAGAGAAGAUGAAGAAAUCCGCGAGAAAUAUGGAGUGAAGUCUCAGAGAGAAACAGAAGCUGAAGAAAAAAGUGCCUUCAGGACAGAGAAGACAGUGAUUCUUCAAAGUGAUAGAACUCAAAUUACGAAACACCCGGAUCAUCUAAAGCUAGAAGGUGACAUGCAAUUUCCAGAUAAGCCAAGUUACGCUCCAGGAGAGAGAGCGACAGUGGUGAGACACCAAGACCACUUGAAGCCAGAAGGUGAUAUGCAGUUCCCUGAUAAACCUGGUUAUUCUCCUGGAGAAAGGGCGCCUAUUACGAAGCACCCAGAUCACUUGAAGCCAGAAGGUGACAUGCAGUUCCCUGCAAAAGAAGGCUGGUCUCCAGGUGACAGGGCUCCCAUUAAGAAGCACCCAGAUCACCUGAAGCCAGAAGGUGACAUGCAGUUCCCUGCAAAAGAAGGCUGGUCUCCAGGUGACAGGGCUCCCAUUAAGAAACACCCAGAUCACCUGAAGCCAGAAGGUGACAUGCAGUUUCCCGAUAAACCUGGGUAUUCUCCAGGUGAUAGGGCUCCCAUCAAGAAACACCCAGAUCACCUGAAGCCAGAAGGUGACAUGCAGUUCCCUGCAAAAGAAGGCUGGUCUCCAGGUGACAGGGCUCCCAUUCAGAAACACCCAGAUCACCUGAAGCCAGAAGGUGAAAUGCAAUUUCCUGACAAACCUGGCUAUUCUCCUGGAGAAAGAGCACCAAUGGUGAGACAUCCUGAUCAUCUGAAACCAGAGGGUGGAAUGGAGUUCUCGUCUGUAUCACGUGAGGAGUUCAAAUUGAAAGGCAAGGGUGAGCGGUAUGACAUAAACCGUGUUCUUGAUCAUCUCAGUAUGGAAGGCUCGUUCGAAGGUAAAACGUCGAUGAAAGAGGACUACCUCGCCGUGAAAGGUGAACGCUGGGAAACGACAAGGAAAGAGGAUCAGCUUAAGCUAGAAGGGGAAUUCGUAGGAGAAUCGUCAUCUAAGGAAGCGUAUGUAAGACAUGAGAAGGGAGAACGGUGGGAAAAACGUGUCAAUAGGGAAAAUUUACAUCUCGAGGGGGAAUUCCAUGGAGAAUCAUCCUCGAAGCAGGACUACAAACAGUUUGAAAAGGGAGAUCGCUGGGAGAAUGUUACUCAUAAGGAUCAACUGAAGAGUGAAGGAGAAAUGUCCUUUGAAACUGUUAAUCAAGAGGCAUAUAAAGAAUCGAAAGGAGAAAGAUGGGAGAUGAAGAAAAGGGAAGACAACCUUCGAAUGGCUGGAGAAAUCGAAUAUCCUCAGAAGGAAUCAUACAAGCCAGGAGACAGGGCACCCAUGGUGAAGCAUCCCGAUCACCUGAAGUCCGAGGGGCAUAUGCAGUUCCCUAAGAAGGAGGAUUGGGCUCCAGGAGAAAGGGUUGCUAUCAAGAAACACCAAGAUCAUUUGUACCCUGAAGGAAGCAUGGAAUUUCCAGAGAAACCCGGAUAUUCCCCCGGAGAGCGGGCAACAGUGGUGCGUCACCCGGAUCACCUUAGGCCAGAGGGUGACAUGCAGUUCCCCGAUAAGGGAACUUGGUCGCCGGGUGACAGGGCUCCCAUCAAGAGACACCCAGAUCACCUCUAUCCUGAAGGACGAAUGGAGUUCCCAGAAAAGCCUGAGUAUGCACCAGGAGAGAGGGCGCCCGUGGUCAAACACGCUGAUCAUUUGAAACCCGAAGGAAAUAUCCAAUUCCCUGAAAAAGAAAACUGGUCGCCUGGUGAAAGAGUUCCUGUCAGGAGGCACCCUGAUCAUCUCUAUCCCGAGGGAGGCAUGGAAUUCCCCGAAAAGCCUGGGUACGCACCAGGAGAGAGGGCACCCGCGACGAGACAUCCGGAUCACCUGAAACCUGAGGGGGAAAUGCAAUUCCCUGAGAAGGAAAGCUGGGCACCAGGGGAAAGGGUUCCCAUUAAGAAGCAUCCCGAUCACCUUUAUCCUGAAGGAGAGAUGGCAUUUCCUGCAAAACCUGGGUAUGCGCCAGGGGAAAGGUCAUCCGUGGUGAAACAUCCUGAUCACCUGAAGCCUGAGGGAGACAUGGAAUUUCCUGCCAAGGAGAGCUGGGCGCCAGGGGAAAGGGCUCCGAUCAAGAGACACCCUGAUCACCUUUAUCCCGAAGGUGGCAUGGAAUUCCCUCAAAAGCCUGGGUAUGCGCCAGGAGAAAAGGCACCCGUGGUGCGACAUCCCGAUCACCUGAAGCCUGAGGGAGAUAUGCAAUUCCCUGAGAAGGAAGGCUGGGCGCCAGGGGAAAGGGCUCCUAUCAAGAGACAUCCCGAUCACCUUUAUCCCGAGGGAGGCAUUGAGUUCCCUCAAAAGCUCGGGUACGCACCAGGAGAGAGGGCACCCGCUGUUAGACAUCCGGAUCACUUGAAACCUGAGGGGGAGAUGCAAUUCCCUGCAAAGGAAAGCUGGGCCCCUGGAGAGAGGGCUCUUGUCAGAAAACAUCCUGAUCACCUUUAUCCGGAGGGAGGCAUGGAAUUCCCUGAAAAACCUGGGUAUGCGCCUGGGGAGAGGGCACCAGUGGUGAGGCACCCUGAUCAUCUAAGGCCAGAGGGAGUUAUUCAGUUCCCUGCAAAGGCAGGUUGGUCUCCUGGAGAAAGAGAACCUGUCAAGAAGCAUCCUGAUCACCUUUAUCCCGAAGGGAGAAUGGAAUUUCCCCUCAAACCUGGGUAUUCUCCAGGAGAGAGGGCACCCAUGGUGAAACACCCGGAUCACCUGAAGCCUGAGGGAGAUAUCCAAUUCCCUGCGAAGGAAGGCUGGGUCCCUGGGGAACGGGCUGCUGUCAAGAGACAUCCCGAUCACCUGUAUCCCGAGGGAGGGAUGGAAUUCCCUCAAAAGCCAGGGUACGCGCCCGGGGAAAGAGCGCCUGCUGUGAAACACCCAGAUCACUUGAAGCCUGAGGGCACCAUGGAAUUCCCUUCAAAGGGCGGUUGGUCUCCUGGUGAAAGGGCAGCCAUCAAGAAGCACCCAGACCAUCUUUAUCCAGAGGGAAAUAUGGAAUUCCCUCCAAAGCCACAGUACGCACCAGGAACGCGAGCACCCGUGGUUCGUCAUCCCGAUCAUCUGCGAUCGGAAGGCUCCAUCAUGUUCCCAGAAAAGCCUCAGUGGGCUCCCGGUGAAAGGAUGCCCAUCAGGAAGUACUCAGACCACCUGAUGCCACAGGGAGAGAUGCGAUUUCCACAAAAGGCGCCAUACGUGCCAGGUCUUAGAGUACCGCCCAUGAAACACCUGGAUCAUCUUCAGCUUGAGGGUGUUCAUUACUUCCCAGAAAAGCCUUCUUGGUCUCCCGGUGAACGCGCUCCCGUCAGGAAGCUGCCAGACAAUCUGAGACUGGAAGGUGCUAUGGUGUUCCCUACGAAACCAGUAUUCAUCCCAGCAGAGAGGUUGUCUGUGAAGAAGUAUCCUGAUCACUUGAAGCCUGAGGGAGAUAUCCUCAUCUAUCGUCGCAGCAAAGACGAAUUCCAAGCAUACGCUCCUCAGGCUCGCCUAUCUCGCCCCAGAAGUGCGGAAAAUCUCUAUAUUGGUGAAGGAAAGUUUGAGGAUUAUCGGAGAAGCAAAGAUGAGUAUCGAGAGUACACACUGGAGAGGGCCACAAUCAGGAAGCAUGAGGACAACCUCCGUGUGAACCAAGACCGAUUUGAGGGACAAUCGGCAGCGAGAGAUGCUUACAGAGAAUUCAGGGGUGAUAGAGCAAAAAUGGUGAAACACUCAGACAACCUGAAGCUGGAAGGGGAAUACGUCCCACAAAGACUGAAUGACUUUCAACCAUUCAGGGUCGUGAGACAGCCUUUAGUCAAACGAGCUGACAACAUUCACCUGGAAGGAUCCAUGGAUAUGUAUCGAAGGUCGCGAGAAGUCCAUCACGAAUACCCACCAACGCGUCCCUCCAAAAAGACAUACGAUGACAACUUAAAGAUCAUUGGGGAGAUGAACCUCGAGACGACAGCGGGACAAGCCUUCACGAGGAAACAAGCAAUGAGAAGUGCCCCUGUACGGCGGAUUGGAUCCAAUAUCCAUCAAGAAGAUCACACUUUCUACGGAAGAACUACAAAAAUGGAUGACUAUCAAUACAGUCCAACACAAAGGACAAAAAUGGUCCACUUCGAGGAUCACUUGAAACAAACAGGGCAAAUGGAUUCCUAUCGACGGAACACUGAAGAAUACCGUCAGCAUGAAAUUCAAAGAACUGAGGUGAGAAAGUAUCAGGACAACUUGAAACAGGAAGGACACUUCGAAGGAUAUAGGAAAACCCAAACAGAAUUUCAGCAGCAUCCACUGAAAAAGCAAGAGGUGACAAAACAUCUGGAUAACCUCAAGUCAGAGGGAAAAAUGGAAUUCCCUGGACAAGUACAGUAUCUUCCUGGAGAGAGAGCAGUUCCCAAAAAACGACAUGACAAUCUCAAAUCAGAAGGGGAAAUUGAAUUCCCUGACAAAGCACCAUAUGUUCCUGCUAUUCGUCCUGAAGUGCACAGGCAUCCAGAUAAUCUAAAGCCUGAAGGGAUCAUGGAGUUUCCCGGACAAAAGUCAUACAUGCCUGGAGAAAGGGCUCCAGUAAAGAAACAUCCAGACAACUUGAAGACAGAAGGACAAAUGGCAUUUCCCCAAAAGGAAGGGUUUGUACCUGCUGCUCGUCAGGAAGUGCACAAGCAUCCUGAUAAUUUAAGGCCUGAAGGAGUGAUGGAGUUUCCUGGGCAGCAACCAUAUGUGCCUGGAGAAAGGGUACAAGUAACAAGGCAUCCAGACAACUUGAAAUCAGAAGGACAAAUGGCAUUCCCCCAAAAGGAGGGCUACGUACCUGCUGCUCGUCCCGAAGUGCACAAGCAUCCUGACAAUCUAAGACCUGAAGGAGUGAUGGAGUUUCCUGGGAAGGAAGUAUAUGUGCCUGCUCCCCGUCCUGAGAAGAAGAGGUAUCCAGACAAUCUGAAGCCUGAGGGGCUCAUGGAAUUCCCUGAGAAACAGGCGGCUUCACGAGGUGAGAGAGCAGUGGUCGUACGUCAUGAAGAUAACCUUCAAAUGCAAGGUAAUAUGGAAAUUUAUCAGAAGUCCGUUGAGGAGUACUCAAAACAUGAAUUGAAAAAAGCUGACGUUAAGAAACUGAGAGAAACCUUAAAAAUGGAGGGGACCUUCGAUGACUAUCACAGAUCGCAGGAAGACUACAAAAUGGUCAAGGGGGAACGAGCUGAAAUUGUACGGCAUGAAGGAUCCUUGAAAAUAGAGGGAGAUCUCCAGAUGCACGAAAAGGUGAAGGAAGACUUUUCUGGUUUGUCCGCAGAAAAGGUGCAUACCGUUAAGAGAAUGGACAACUUGCACAUUGGCGGGAAGAUGGAUUUUCCCACCCCAGAACCAGCUCCAGUAGGCGAAAGAGCGAUGGUAAAGAGACACCCUGAUAACCUGAAACCUGAAGGUGAAAUGAGUUUUCCCGAGCGGCAGACGUAUCAGAGACCUGAUAAGUCACAGAUAGUCAGACAUCCUGACAAUCUGCAUUUGGGUGGGAAAAUGGAAUUCCCAGAACAGGUAGCUUAUCAGCCUGGAGAUAGGCAUCCUGUCAGGAGGCAUCCUGACAAUCUUCAUCCCGAGGGAAAGAUGGAGUUUCCUCUCCCAGACGAAUACCGACCGGGGAAAAGAGCAAAAAUGGUCCAUCACGCAGAUAAUCUCAAACCAGAGGGUCAUAUCGAAUUCAAGUCGCCCAUGCCAGCUCCGGCCUUAGCGAGUCGGCCAAUUCAGACCAGACAUUUGGACAAUCUGAUUCCGGAGGGUCAAAUGGAAUUCCCCGCGCCCAAAGAUUACAAGCCUGGUGAGAGGAUGGCUAUCGUUAAGCACGCAGACAAUCUGAAGUUGGAGGGUGACUUCACCGACUAUCACAAAACCAGGGAGGACUUCCAGGCCUCCAGAGUCGAGAGAUUGGAAACUAAAAAGCAUGAAGACAACUUAAAGAUGGAGGGUGAAUUCCAGGCCUAUAAGAAGACCGUGGAGGACUACCAAGCUGUGUCGGGUGAGAGAGCUCAAGUACGAAGGACCGAGGACAAUCUGAAAAUUUCUGGGAAGUUCGAGGAUUAUCAGAAGAACAAAGACGACUAUCGGGCCUACGUGGCAGAACGUCAGGAAGUGCGGAUCCACGGGGAUCACCUGAAACCUGAGGGGAAGAUGGAAUUCCCAGAACAACUUCCUUACAUCCCUGGAAAGCCGGAAAGACCGAUCGUCCGCACCGACAACCUAAAGCCUGAAGGGGAGAUGGAGUUCCCGAAGAAGCCGGAGUACGUGAGCGGAGAGCGUCCUAAGGCCCAAGUCCCGAAGGAGACCCUGAAGAUGGAGGGGAAAAUGGAAUUCCCGGAAAAGCAGGAGUAUCGGCCAGGAGAGCGAAUGCCGAUCAAGAAGCAUCCUGAACAGCUGAAGCUUGAAGGAGAGAUGGAAUUUCCAACAGGCCAGCCCUAUCACCCAGGCGAACGUCUUCCCGUCAGUCGCCACCCGGACAACCUUCGUCCAGAGGGAGAUAUGGAAUUCCCUAAAAAAGAAGGAUUCGUCCCAGCCGAACGCAUCGUGCAGCAACGCCACCCUGAUAACCUGAAAAUGGAAGGCGUGAUGGAAUUCCCUAAAGCUGCUCCUUACGUAGCAGGUCAGAGACCCGAAGCGCGAAUGCAUCAAGACAACUUGAAGAUGGAAGGAAAUGUGGACUAUCCCACAAAGCACCCCGUUCUCGCUGGGGAAAGGCCGGAGGUGAAGCGACAUCCAGACAAUCUAAGACCUGAGGGCGAAAUGGAGUUCCCAAAAGCCACUCCGUACGUUCCUGCGAAAAGACCCGAGGUGAAAGUCCACCCAGAUAACCUCAGGAUGGAAGGUGACGUGGAAUACCCAACGAAACCCCUUCCUCGGCCAGCCGAAAGAGCUGACAUAAAACGUCAUCCUGACAACUUGAAGCUGGAAGGAUCUAUUGAUUUCAAAAAGCCAGAGGAAGUACCAAAACCAUCACCUCGAGAAGUGCCAAAGAAACACGUCGAUAAUCUCCGCUCGACCGGCACGAUGAGCUUCCCCGAACAAGCGCAGGCCCCACUCUAUGGAGACAGAGCUGUGGUGAAAAGACCGCAGGAUAACCUACAUCUCGAGGGGUCCAUCGAAGAGUAUCGAAAAGUGCAGGAAGAUUAUGCUCAACACGAGCUCAGAAAAUCUGAAGUGACGAAGCAUGAAGACCACCUGAAAUUGGAGGGGGAAUUCUCGGAGUACAGAAGGACUCAGGAAGAAUUCCGAGGGAGUCGGGGAGAAAGGGCGGCAGUGGUUAAAAGGGAAGACCACCUGAGAAUGGAGGGAGAAUUCCAGGAUUAUCACAAGAGUUUGGAAGAAUUCAAAAUCGCGAAAAGCGAACGAGGACAACUAGUGAUCAGGGACGACAAUUUGCGACCGAGUGGGGAGAUGGAAUUCCCCGAAAAGUCACCUGCUCCCGCGCUGCCAGAAAGGACUCAGGUAAAGAAAGCGGCAGACAACUUGUCGCUUGAGGGUCAAAUCGAUUUCGGUCCUCCUCGUGUUCCCUUCCCUUCCAAAGUAGAACGUCCAGAGGUAGUGAAACAUUCCGAUAACCUGCGACCCGGGGGCGAAAUGGAGUUCCCCGAGAAGCAGGCUUAUGUGCCUGCCGAAAGGUUGCCUCCCAAGAGACAGCCGGAUAAUCUGAGGACAGAGGGGCAGAUGGAGUUCCCGCAGAAGCCCGGUUACGCGCCAGGCGUCAGAGCUGAGGUCGUCAAGCAUCCCGACCACUUGAGAUUGGAAGGGAAAGUUGAAUAUCCCGAAAAAGGAGGACCCGGGAUCGCCGAACGUCCCCAGGCAGCUGUGCACCCUGACAAUCUUAAAUUGGAGGGACCGAUGGAAUUCCCAGAAGAGCAGAGAUAUCAGCCAGGAGAUCGAGCUCCAGUGAAGAGACAUCCGGACAACCUAAAACCGGAGGGAGAAAUGACAUUUCCCGAGAAAGAGAAAUUUACACCUGGAAAGCGGUCUCCGAUCAAGAAACACCCGGACAAUCUUCAUCCAGAGGGAGAUAUGACAUUCCCAGAAAGAAACAAAUACUCCCCAGGUGGGCGAGCCCCAAUCAAAAAGCAUCCAGACAAUCUUUACCCAGAGGGUGAGAUGACUUUUCCUGAAAAGGACAAAUAUUCCCCUGGUGGGCGAGCUCCAAUUAAGAAAUACCCAGACAAUCUUCACCCAGAAGGUGAGAUGACCUUCCCAGAAAAAGACAAAUAUUCUCCAGGCGGACGACCCCAAAUCAAAAAGCAUCCCGACAAUCUUCACCCAGAGGGAGAGAUGACCUUCCCACAAAAGGACAAAUAUUCUCCAGGCGGACGAGCUCCAAUUAAGAAAUAUCCGGACAAUCUUCACCCAGAAGGUGAGAUGACCUUCCCAGAAAAAGACAGAUAUUCCCCAGGUGGACGAGCGCCAAUCAAAAAGCAUCCGGAUAAUCUUUACCCAGAGGGUGAGAUGACGUUUCCUGAAAAGGACAAAUAUUCCCCUGGUGGGCGAGCUCCAAUUAAGAAAUACCCGGACAAUCUUCACCCAGAAGGUGAAAUGACCUUCCCAGAAAAAGACAAAUAUUCCCCAGGUGGACGAGCGCCAAUCAAAAAGCAUCCGGAUAAUCUUUACCCAGAAGGUGAGAUGACCUUCCCCGAAAAGGGAAAGUAUGCUCCAGGCGCCAAGGCUCCUGUCAAGAAGCAUCCCGAUAAUCUGCAAAUAGAAGGUGAAAUGGAAUUCCCAAAGAAGGAGUCUCUCCGCCCGGGUUCCCGAGCACCCAUGAAACGACAUCCGGACAAUCUGAAAAUGGAGGGGAAGAUGGACUUCCCAGAGAAGACGGGCUUCACCCCCGUGAAGCCGCCGAAGGUAAAGAAACAUCCUGACAACCUUCAUCCCGAGGGCCAGAUGGAGUUCCCACAGAAGGGAGGCACUUUCCCUCUGACUGCCAAGACGCCGCCCGUCAAGCGAUACCCAGACAACCUGAAACCGGCAGGAGGCAUCGAGGUCUACAACAGGAUAGCCGAGGACUUCCGAGUUUCUUCACCAGACAGACCAUCGGUGAUAAAGCCGCAGGACAAUUUGAAAGUGGAGGGCAAAAUGGAGACAUAUCAGAAGACUAGAGAAGACUAUAAACAAGGAAGAGGGGACAGAGUUGAGGUACGCAAGCACGUGGACAGCCUGAAACUGGAGGGAGAAAUGGCAGUUUCGUCCCGACAGCACGAGGAAUACAAGGCUCACACUCUAGAGCAGAGGACCCCGAUAAAGAGACACGGAGAGAAUCUGCGGAUGUCUGGUGAAAUGGACUUUCACCGAUCCUCCGAGGAAUACAGCGUAAAGGAGAUCGAGAAGCGAGAGCUUCCAAAACGCCUGAAAACGACCGAAGUUCAGAGUGGGGCGAUGGAAUCGACGACGACAUCGAAGGAAGCCUUCCAGGGUCAGCAGACGCAACGAUCUCAAGUCAAGACUUAUUCCGACAAUCUGAAGAUUGAGGGUUCGCAGGAAUUUCAGACCAGCACCCAGCAAGCCUUCAGCGCCAAAGCUGGAGCCCGAAGCAUGGCCAAGAGGCAAGAGGAUAACCUGAAGAUGGAAGGCGUCAUGGAUUUCCCUCGAUCCGGGGCAUUACCUGCGGGUGAACGUCCCCAGCCCAAAAGACAUCCCGACAACCUGAAGUUGGAAGGCGAAAUGGAUUUCUCCAAGGGUGCACCGUCUCCGACGAGAGCCGAACGACCUCAAAUCAAAAGACACGAUGACAACUUGAAGAUGGAGGGGAAGAUGGAGUUCCCGGAGAGAGCGGAAGCCCCCAGGGGAGAACGAGCUCAGAUCCAGCGCCACGCAGACAACCUCAAGAUGGAAGGGAGCAUAGAUUUCCGCAAGACGGUCACCAGUCUCCAAGCGGUUCCGAAACAAGAAGCCACCGAAAAGCAGGUGCUGAAGCGAGAGAGCGAGGUCGGGAAACGCCAGCAGACGCGGAUCACAUCGGCAACCAGAAGAGAGGAAGAGACGACGUCCAUCCACAAGUCCGAGUACGAGGCGACGAGCCAGGCGGAGUACGUCGGACGCAAGACGGAGCGCAAGAAGUGGCAGCGGCCUGAAACGGCCCUCAAGCAAAGCGGACAGUUCGAGUUCGCCGUGAGCAGCAAGGAAGACCUGGCGAAGGACUACGGUAGUGCAGCAUCUCUCAGACAGGAGGUUCGAAGCGUCGCCUCCUCGCAAGGGACGGAGGACAGCAGCCUGCUUAGGGCCCAGGACACCUCGCUCACUUCCGGCGUCAAGUCGGUCGGUUAUCAAAAAUGGUCUUCCCACGCCCAACAGUCCUCCUCGCAACAGAGCAGCAGCUACAACAUCGUCUCGUCCAGCUCCCGCUUCGAAGGCGAAUCGGAAUCCCGCAGCUACGGGAAAUUCCGAACGACGGAGAGAGUGCGUCCGGUGAAAUACACUCAUGCGACUUCCUCGAACAUCCUCCCAUCGAGCGAGGGAUUCCAAACCUCUUCCUCCUACAAGGAAGAGUACAUCUACAAGCCGUGCCCCGCGACCUUACUCGGUACGGAGAAGUCGCCCUACUCCUACGCUCACGAUGACAGGCGCGGUCACAAAUUCUAUCUACCCGUUCCCUCCAAUUGA